This is a messenger RNA of Patella vulgata (common limpet), 5388 nucleotides long. Its product is annotated as pre-mRNA-splicing factor CWC22 homolog. Gene Ontology annotation, molecular function: RNA binding; protein binding. Gene Ontology annotation, cellular component: catalytic step 2 spliceosome. NCBI's taxonomy places the organism in Eukaryota, Metazoa, Mollusca, Gastropoda, Patellidae. The transcript has 19 exons. Gene Ontology annotation, biological process: mRNA splicing, via spliceosome. The coding region runs from base 82 to 3981 and encodes 1299 amino acids. The record is from RefSeq and is a predicted model, not a curated record.
GUCUGUUCGUCUUUCCGGUUAGUUCCACCAUCGUGUGAAGCAUUUUAGCACAAUAUUUGCCGUUUUAAUUAUUUGUACAUUAUGCCAAGAAAACGCCAUGACACAGACAAAACUUCAGAUUCUGGUGAAGAAGUAGAAAAAAAGAAAACUAUAAAAUCAAAAAAGAUGUCAAGUAAAUCAAAGAACAAGGAUUCUUCAUCUGAGGAAGACUCUGGUUCCAGUGACUCUGAUGGUAGCAACAGUAGCAGCAGUGAUUCCAGUAGUUCCAGUAGUAGCUCCAGUAGUCCAGAUAGCCCAGACCCACCGGUCAAAGAACGACAAAGGAUUAGAGCCACCAAGAGUGCUGAAAGUGGUGAAAUAUCUGACAGCGAUGAUGAUUCUAAUACAAGAAAAGUUAAAAGUUCAGUUUCUAACACAAGAACAACAAAGAAGCUACAUGAUUCAGAAGACAGUGCGAACGAGCAGGAUUCAGGCCAAGAGGAUAGAAGCAAAAGGUCAGAGGUUAAAAGUAAAAGAGGUGAAAAGUCAGAUAUCAAGGUUGAAAGAGUAGAAGAGGAAGAAGAAAAUUUUGAGAUGGAACCUGAACCCGAAUGGAAAAGAGAAAGGAAUUGGUCUUCUGAUGAAGAAAAACAAAGUCGCCGUCAAACUGGUAGCCGAGAAAAGCAAAGGAUUUCAGAAGUGCAUUUAGUUAAACAAGAAAAAGAUUCUGGUGAGGAAUCAUCAGGGGGAAUGAGAACAGAUAGAUAUGAUUGUUCAGUUUCUCCUGAUGUGUCACGUUAUAGAGAUAGAGAUGCCCCCUAUUCUAGAGAUGGUCGAAGAGAUGCUCGGAAUGAAAGGGAUGACAGGAGAAAUAGACACAGGGACAGAGAUAGUGAAGGGAGGUAUGACCGGGACAGAAGGAGAAAUGAAAGAAAUGGGGGGAGAUACGAUAGAGAGGACAGAGAGGAAAGGCUAGAUCGUGAUGAUCGUUACAGGAGAAAUAAUAGAAGGUAUCAAAGCCAUGGAAAUGACAAAGAAAGAGAGAAGAGAAGUGGUUGGAGAAAUGAUAGAGAUAGGAGAGAAGGAAGGAGAGAAGACGAAAAUAAUGAGAAGAGAAGUGAUAGGAGAAAUGAUAGAGAUAGGAGAGAAGGAAGGAGAGAAGACGAAAAUAAUGAGAAGAGAAAUGGUAGAGAUAGGAGAGAAGGAAGGAGAGAAGGAAGGAGAGAAGAAGAAAAUAACAAACAAGAAAACAUAGAAAAUAUAAACAAAGAUGGUGAAGUUAAAGAUGGCAGUGAUAGUAAAGCUGUUGUACCAGUUACUAAACCCCCGAAAGAUGAUCAGAAUAUAAUGACCAGAACGGGAGGAGCGUAUAUUCCACCAGCUCGACUACGUAUGAUGCAGCAACAAAUCACAGAUAAGAGCAGUGUUCCAUAUCAGAGAAUGGCCUGGGAAGCACUCAAGAAAAGUAUUAAUGGUUUGAUCAACAAGGUCAAUAUUGCAAAUAUUAAUUUUAUUGUACAAGAACUUUUUCAAGAGAAUAUUGUGAGAGGAAGAGGUGUUUUAGCCCGAUCUAUCAUACAAGCUCAGUCUGCAUCUCCAACCUUUACUCAUGUUUAUGCAGCUCUUGUUGCUAUUAUUAAUACAAAGUUUCCACAGAAUGGUGAACUAAUAUUGAAAAGAUUGGUUAUACAGUUCCGUAAAGGUUUUAGAAGAAAUGAUAAGACACUUUGUUUAUCGUCUACUAGGUUUCUAGCACAUCUUGUCAAUCAACAAGUUGCUCAUGAAGUUUUGGCUUUAGAGAUAUUAACACUUCUGUUAUACACACCAACAGAUGAUUCUGUAGAAAUUGCCGUUGGUUUUCUUAAAGAAUGUGGACAGAAAUUACAAGAGUUAUCUCCUCGUGGUGUAACAGCAAUAUUUGAUAGAUUACGUAAUAUUCUACAUGAAGGACAAAUAGACAAGCGUGUUCAGUAUAUGACAGAGGUUAUGUUUGCCGUUCGUAAAGAUAAUUUCAAGGAUUUUCCUGCUGUGUUAGAAUCAUUAGAUCUUAUAGAAGAAGAAGAACAGUUUACUCAUCUGCUGAGUUUAGAACAGGCUGGUGAUCCUGAAGAUAUUCUAAAUGUUUUCAAGGCAGAUGAAAGUUAUUUAGUAAAUGAAGAAAAAUAUAAAACAUUAAAAAGAGGUAUUUUAGAAGAAAGUAGUUCUGAUGAUGGAUCUGCAGAUAAAUCUGGAUCAGAUAGUUCAAGUGACAGUGACUCGGAAAAUGAAGAUGCUGAAGCUAAACAGACAAUUAUAGAUACAACAGAAACCAAUAUGGUGGUGUUACGACGUACUAUAUAUCUGACUAUACAAUCUAGUUUACAUUAUGAGGAAUGUGCUCAUAAACUUCUUAAAAUGGAUCUGAAACCGGGUCAAGAGGUGGAGCUGUGUAAUAUGAUAUUAGAUUGUUGUUCCCAACUCAGGACAUACGAAAAAUUCUUCGGCCUUUUAGCUCAGAGAUUUUGUCAGAUGGAUAAAAAAUAUGUGGAGCCAUUUCAGAUUAUUUUCAAAGAACAGUAUGAAACAAUACAUCGUUUAGAGACAAGCAAAUUACGAAACGUUGCCAAAUUCUUUGCUCACCUGCUUUAUACAGAUGCCAUUAGCUGGGGGGUAUUGUGCUGUAUUAGUAUUAAUGAAGAAGAUACAACUUCAGCCAGUCGUAUUUUUAUCAAAUUACUGUUUCAAGAAUUAUCAGAAUAUAUGGGACUUCCAAAACUAAAUGACAGAUUUAAAGAUUCCACUUUACAGCCAUAUUUUGAAGGAAUUAUGCCACGUGAUAAUCCUAAAAAUACUCGCUUCGCUAUAAAUUUCUUUACAACCAUAGGUUUAGGUGGUUUAACUGAAGAUUUAAGGAAUCAUCUGAAGGAUGUCACUAAACAGAUAAUGGAGAAGAAAGAAGCUGAACAAGAGAAAGAAGACAAUGAAUCUUCAGAUAGUUCAGAUAGUUCUGACUCAUCAUCAUCAUCGUCCAGUUCAAGUGGUGUAGACUCUGAUUCUGAGAGUUCCUCGUCAGAUGAAUCAGAUGCAGAAAGGAAGAAAAAGCUUCGAAAGAAGAAAGAAAAGGAAAGUAAAAAAAAAUCAGAAAAAGAGAGUGUGAAAGAUAAAGAUACUGUAAAAAAUUAUCGAAAACCUGCUUCAACUAGAAAUAACGGGGAUGCCUAUACAGAUCCGUGGGAGAGACAGAGUAAUCGCAAUAAUCAGCAUAGACGCGAACGUGGUAGAGAGAUAGAGCAAGAAUAUGAAAGAGAUCUUGAAAAGGCACACAAAAGUAAAAAUAAGCGAGACAAAAGUCGUAAAGAAAUUGACGAGGAAUAUGGGGAUAAUUAUCAGAGAGUGAGUGAAAAAAGUAGUGAAAGAUACCGAGAAAAAGAACGAGAUGAGGAUAGUGACAGGCACAGAGAUAGUGAAAAAUCACGAAAAUCACAUAAAAAACAUCAAAAUAGUGCAGAGUAUUCAAAUUCAGAUCGAAAAAGACAAAAUAGUGAUAACUCAAAUUCAGAUCGAAAAAGACAAAAUAGUGAUAACCCAAAUUCAGAUCGAAAAAAACAAAGUCGAAAUGAUUAUUCAGAUUUAGAUCGAAACAGACAAGAUAGAGAAAAUUAUUCUAGUUUUGAAAGAAAUAGGCAAGGAAGUGCUGAAUAUUCUAAAAGAAGUCGCGAGGACGAUUAUGGCCGUGAACGCAGUGUUGACAUUGAUCGCUAUGGUGAUGGUAAUUAUAAACGUAUCAAGCGAGAAAUGAACGAAGAUGAAUAUUAUGAAGACAGUCGAAGAAAGAAUUCCCACCAAGAUGAUCGAGAGCGUAGUUAUUAUAAUCACAAUAAAGAAAAUAUAGACUAUUCCCCUCGUAAAAGACGGUACGAUAACUCUUCUGAUGAAGAGGCAGCAAGCGUUUAUAAAAAACGUUCUAAAAAUUUGAGAUAUGAACAGAGUCCACAAAGAUCACGUGAACAUAGGCGACGUUAAAAUGAGGGCUUGAGUGAAAUACAAUCAUUUAUAAACUAUAUUAUUGAAAUUGGUCAUGGGAAGUGGUAAGGGGAGUGUUGGGUGAGAAAUCUUUUAGGUGCCAUUUCUAAGAAAAAAUGUGAUUUUACAGAUUUGAUAAGCAAAAUUUAAACUUAUUUUACAUUGCAAAAAUUAUUUAUAUUACAUAUAUUGUGAUUGGAUUGGAUUGUAAAAUGUCUGUAAUUUUCAUUUGGUGCCUAACAUUUUCUAUACUAUAUUGAAUGUGAAAUUUAAGUCAGUUUAUUUACACCGUUUUUAUUACAUACUUCGUUACACGGUCAGACAUUUAAACAACUGCUACGAAAUAUAUCAUAAAUUCAAUAAAGUAAGUUGCAACAAUCCAGAUGCUUAAUUAAUUUAAAAUAAAAAAAGAAAUAUGUUACAUUUUACUUCAGAUAGUACAUGCAAGAGCAUAUCACGUUAAUUAGCUAGAAACUAAUGAUACAACCACACAGAUAAUGAUACUAGGCACACCUAUAAUAAUCCAACAUCCAGCCAUUUAGAGAUUUAUCUCUUAGCCAUGUACAGCUGUUAUGACAGAUACAUCACUGAUUGUUCAUUUUUACCCCUUUUUACCUCCAUGGGUUGUUGAUUUUCUUGUGUCAGUAAAUAUCCAUUAAGCAUGCCAAAAAUCACAAUUCAGCUGCAUUAUUUCUCCACAGCACUUCUAGUCAAAUCAGUGGAGGGUUUUCAUUGCGUCUCAGUAUAUGAUGAUUUAUCUGCUUUUAGCAAGUGUCAAUCUUUGUAUUGUUAAAAAGAAAGAUUCAUAUACAUGUAAGAUGCAUUAUCACAUUCACCAAGAAAAUAAAUGUAAUCAAUUUUGAAAAUGACCCUCAGAAAUAUAAUCAUGUACUGUAUUACUGAAAAUCUAAGCACUGACCUUCUAAGAGUUUGAUAUUUUGAAUAGGAUUUAUAUGUAUAUUAAAUAUGUGUACCACUUUUAAGAUCUAGGAUUUGGCAAAAGUUGCAUACAAUCUAAUUUGCACACCCACAAUACAGUGUAAUGUAUAGUUAAUUAAUACCAAAAAGAAAGUGCUAAUGUCUCUUUUAAUUUUAGGUCAGAUAAUACAUUUGAUAGAAUUAGUAUAAAGUUUACUAAGAAUGGAAAAAAAUCUGACAAAAUAUUGUUUUCUGGCUCAUGUUAAAAAGGUAUACAUAUUUAUUAUGUAUGUUAAAUCAACAUGGGUAGGACAUGUACAUCACUGAAUUUCCAUAUUUGUGUAAUGAUGUUGAAUAUAAAAUCAUGUAUUUAUAUAUUGAAAAAAAAAAUACCUGUAUAUAAUAAAGUCAAUAAUGUAUAAAAUAUUUUGAUAAAAAAAAAAGAUGCAAAAUUUGAUCUUAAAAAAAAAAUAAUAAAUGAAAUAGAAA